Molecule: messenger RNA, 975 nt
Organism: Rubroshorea leprosula
Lineage: Eukaryota; Viridiplantae; Streptophyta; Magnoliopsida; Malvales; Dipterocarpaceae
Source: the annotation of a GenBank genome assembly
GUACAAAAAUUCCUUCUUUGAAAAAACCAAAAGAAAAACAGAGAAGGAAAAAGAAGCAAUGUUUCCGUUUCUGACUCCAAAUACAUUGGAAGUGGGCAGUCAAGGGGAGGAACUUCCAAGGCACCUAUGAACAGGCCUACACAAAAGUCUUCACUCAUAAAGAGACGGGUAUAGAAAAGAAUAAGCAAAAAGACAACUAAUAAUCAACCUUUAAGACAUUUUUUCACGGAACAAUUAGUGCCAUACAACCACAAACUCCUCCAUCUUGAAGAUAACGUGGACCCAAGAUUUCUUAUCCCCUCUGCCGUUGAUCAAAAGCUUACCUUGAUCCGAUGCAAUGAGCAUAUGCAUCUCCAAAAGGACGGAUACUCAUAUUCAUUCCUAUAUAAUCCCCCUUCAUGUAGCAUCCGAUCUCCACUGCCUUCUCUUGUUGAUGCAUUUUCAUCUUUUUUGACAUCAAAGCUUUGUUCAGUCAUGCUAGAAGGCAAAGCAGUUGUUGGCGAAACAGACAUGCUGCAGACGAUGCAAAAAGAUGCACUUCACUUGGCUUCAAAGGCUCUUGACAUCUUCGAGGCCAGUGAAUCUACAGAUAUAGCUCGCUUCAUAAAGAAGGUGAUAUCUAAACGCCAGAAAUUGCUGUAACUUGUGCCGGAUAUUAAAUACAUCAAACUAGAUCUAAAAUACACCCCUUCUGAUGAUGUGAUGUUUGCUGAUGCAGGAUUUCGACAAGGCAUAUGGACCUGGGUGGCAGUGUGUUGUGGGGACAGAUUUUGGUUCAUUUGUGACACACUGCCAUGGCUGCUUCAUCCACUUUUGCAUCGGCAGUCUUGCCAUCCUGCUCUUCCGGGGUGUGGUAAAUCAAACAGAUGAAGCUCAAUUCUUCCUCAAUAUGGGGAGUGUAAAUGCUUAGGCUUGCUUUCUUUAUAUUUUCUUUGCUUCUCUGUUCUCCUCUAGUUGCCUAAAAACAUUGGCAGU